UAAGCUCUAAUUCAAUUUCCACUUCGGACUCUGCAUUCGCAAUUCCGGACUAGAGAAAACGCGACAUCAAAUCAUGGCCAGGGAAGACGCCCUCUAGAGACGAGGAAUCGCUUACAGAGAAGAUGACCAGAGUAAACUCUGUAACGUCGAAUCCUUCCAAAGUUUCCGCGACACCGAAUCCUAUCUCUCUGUUCUAGACUAGAGAAGGCGACGCAGCUAAGUAAGGUCUCCCGCCGCGAAUUUAGGCGGUUGAAGUUAGAGGGCGAAGUGAAACUUGGUGUAUUCUUGGUUUUGUUCGUUGGUUUUUCUUGUUAAAAUGGAGGAACCAAAGCAUAAGUUGUCUAAGCGCCCAGACACUGAAAAGGAGGUGGAGGAGCCUCGGCGGAAGAGCCACCAUGACCGGGAUGAUUACCACGGCCAUGAAAAAGAGAGGAAUGGGGAGAGGCACAAGGAUAGAGACAGGAAACACUACCGUGAUAAGGAUUCCCAUGGUAAGGAGAAAAAUGUUGAGGAAAAGUAUAGGGAGAGAGACAGGGAUAGGGAGAAGGAGAAGCACAAAGAUAAACAUAAUGAGAAAGAGCUGGAAAAGAGCUGCAGAGACAAGGCUGCUAAAGAUAGUGAAAAGGAUAGGUCUGACCGAGAGGGUGCCAGAAAAAAGAAAGAUAGAGAGAGGGAUCCUGAAAGAGAGAAUGAGAAGGUCAGGGAUCAUGAAAGAGAGAAAGAAAAGGUCAGGGAUCUUGAGCAAGAGAAAGAAAAGCAGAGGUACCGGGAAAAGGAGAGCGAGAAGGAGAGGGAUCGGGAGAUAGGGAAAGAAAGGGAGAAGGAAUGUGAAAGAGAAAGGGAGAGAAACAAAGAAAAGGAGUGGAAUCGGGAACGAGAGAGGAGAGAGAGAGAUAAGAGGGACAUAAAUAGGGACGAGAGAAAAAAGAACAUGGAGAAGAGACUUAGAGAAAAAGAGAAGAGCCACAGUUAUAGCAGUGACGAUGAUAAUCAUUUUGGUGCUGAUGUAAGAGAUCGUGAUAGAAAGAGGAGGAUUGAGCAUGAUCACAAAAGCAGGGAUCCCGAAAGAAGCAAGAAAUCUAAGAAGCUCAUUGAAGAAAGUGAAGAUGGUAACCCACCGAAAAGAAGUGAAGGAUCACUAGAAAAGAAACAGAAAAAUCUAGAAGAAGAACAAGUUGAGGAACACAGGAAACUGGAAGAUGAGAUGGAGAAACGAAGAAGGAGAGUUCAAGAGUGGCAAGAGUUGAGAAGAAAAAAGGAGGAGUCAGAUAGAGAAAAGCUUGGAGUUGGAGUUGUAGCAAUUACUGAAGAACCUAAGUCAGGCAAGACAUGGACAUUGGAAGGAGAUUCAGAUGAUGAAGAUGCUGCAUGUGAGGAAAGACAAGGAGUUGAUAUGGAUGUAGAUGGACCUGCUAAGCAUUUGGAUGGAGAUGGAGGUGCCCUAGUCACUAAUGAUGUAUCUGAUUUAAAAGUUGCGCAGAAUGGAGGUAGUGCUAUGGAUGAUGAAGAUAUAGAUCCUCUAGAUGCAUACAUGAAUGGUAUUGUGUUGCCCGAAGUUGAAAAGCUUAACACUGUUGCAACUUCAUUUGAAGGUAUGGAGCGUGGUGUAGAAGUUGAAAAUGUCAUGAGCAACAAAGAGAAGGGCAUGAGAAAAGCAACAGGAAGAAUCAUACCUGGUGAAAAUUCUGAUUCAGAUCUUGAUGAAGUUAAGAAUGAUGAAGAUCAUUUAGAGGAUGAAGAUGAUGAAGAAUUUAUGAAACGCGUGAAGAAGACCAAGGCUGAGAAACUUUCUAUUGUUGACCACUCAAAAAUUGAUUAUCCUUCUUUUAGAAAGAACUUUUAUAUUGAAGUGAGGGAAAUUUCAAGAAUGACAUCAGAAGAGGUGGCCAACUAUAGAAAGCAAUUGGAGUUGAAGAUUCAUGGAAAGGAUAUACCAAAGCCAGUUAAAACAUGGUAUCAGACUGGAUUGUCCACUAAGAUAUUGGAUACAAUAAAGAAACUUAAUUAUGAAAGGCCAAUGCCAAUCCAGGUUCAGUCUUUGCCAGUAAUCAUGAGCGGUCGAGAUUGUAUUGGUAUCGCAAAGACGGGUUCUGGAAAGACGUUAGCUUUUGUGUUGCCAAUGUUGAGACAUAUUAAGGAUCAGCCACCACUUGCUCCCNAUAGUGAUAUAAGAAAGUUUUCGAAGGUUGUAGGUCUUAGCUGUGUUCCUGUGUAUGGAGGUUCAGGUGUUGCUCAGCAAAUUAGCGAGUUGAAACGAGGAGCGGAGAUUGUUGUUUGUACUCCAGGCAGGAUGAUUGACAUUCUUUGUACUAGUGGGGGAAAAAUAACAAAUCUACGAAGAGUCACAUAUUUGGUCAUGGAUGAAGCUGACCGAAUGUUUGAUAUGGGCUUUGAACCUCAGAUAACAAGAAUUGUUCAAAAUACUCGCCCAGACCGCCAAACUGUAUUGUUUUCUGCUACUUUUCCUCGUCAGGUUGAGGCGUUGGCGCGUAAAGUGUUGAACAAACCUGUUGAGAUUCAGGUUGGUGGAAGGAGUGUCGUGAACAAAGAUAUAACCCAAUUAGUUGAGGUGAGGCCAGAGGGUGAAAGGUUCUUUAGACUGUUGGAAAUACUUGGAGAAUGGUCCGAGAUAGGGAAAAUUCUGAUAUUUGUCCACACUCAGGAUAAAUGUGAUGCUUUAUUUAAGGACUUGUUAAAGCACGGGUACCCUUGCCUUUCACUUCAUGGUGCAAAAGAUCAGACUGAUCGUGAGUCCACUAUUGCAGAUUUUAAAAGUAAUGUAUGUCACAUUUUGAUUGCAACUAGUAUUGCUGCUAGAGGUUUAGAUGUAAAGGAGCUUGAGUUGGUGAUAAACUAUGAUGCUCCGAACCAUUAUGAAGACUAUGUUCAUCGUGUUGGACGGACUGGGAGAGCUGGUAGAAAGGGCUGCGCUAUCACAUUUAUAUCUGAUGAAGAUGCAAGAUAUGCACCAGAUCUCGUAAAGGCUUUAGAACUCUCUGAGCAACUUGUUCCUGAUGACCUGAAAAAACUUGCUGAGGGUUUCAUGGCAAAGGUUAAUCAGGGACUUGAACAGGCUCAUGGUACUGGUUAUGGAGGCAGUGGCUUUAAAUUUAAUGAAGAGGAGGAUGAAGUGAGGAAAGCCGCAAAGAAAGCUCAAGCUAAAGAGUAUGGAUUUGAGGAAGACAAAUCGGAUUCGGAGGAUGAGGAUGAUGGAAUCAGAAAGACAGGAGGUGAUGUCUCUCAGCAGGUGGCAGUGGCAGCUGCUCUUGCUGCUGCUGCUGCCAAAGCCAAUGUACCUCAAAUUGUUCCAGUCCCACCUACUCAGCUGCAGCCUCAUACUGGAUUACCCGGUCCUCUUGGCAAUAUUCUUAUUCAAGGAAAUGGACUGCUAAUGGCCCCUAAUGAUAGGUCUGCCACAACAGCUGCAAUUCUCGCGGCUAAGAAUUUGCAGCAGAACUUGGCCAAGAUUCAGAAUGAGGCCAUUCCCGAGCAUUUUGAAGCGGAGUUGGAAAUAAAUGAUUUCCCCCAAAAUGCUCGGUGGAAGGUGACACACAAAGAGACCUUGGGUCCUAUAUCAGAAUGGACAGGGGCUGCGAUCACGACCAGAGGUUUACAUAUCCCACUUGGAAAGUCACCGGGACCAGGGGAAAGAAAACUCUACUUGUUCAUUGAGGGUCCCACAGAACAAUCUGUCAAGAGGGCCAAAGUUGAGUUGAAACGUGUUUUGGAGGACAUAACCAUGCAAGCAACAUCACUUCCAGGCUCUGCUCAGCCAGGGCGGUACUCAGUUGUGUAAGUUGAUUUCCCCUUAAGUGGACUUUGGUUGCUGCUGCUAAUUUUUGCAUUUGGUCAAUUUACACCCAGGGGUGAGAAAAAAAACUGCUCCUAAUUUUUGCAUUGACGCUGUGGAUUUUGGAGGUAGGAAAGCUCUUGUAGGCCACAAUGUUUAUAAUUUGUUGUUGCACACUUGUUUUUUGGCCUGCCUGCCAAUCCCCUUCCGUUGCUGACUUUUGUAGUAUUAUGUUGGGUAGCCUUUCUUUAUACUACGUAUUUGUAAUACAAUAGUAUUGCUCAA
Cuscuta campestris is the source of this 4075-nucleotide messenger RNA. The record is from the annotation of a GenBank genome assembly. NCBI's taxonomy places the organism in Eukaryota, Viridiplantae, Streptophyta, Magnoliopsida, Solanales, Convolvulaceae.